AUGGCAAGCGGUUGGAGCCUUUUCUUUGGCCUGAUCAUUAUCGUGGCCCUCUGCUUGGCAGCAUGGUUCUUCAGCCCGAAGGGCGAAAAUCAGACCAAUCGUAUUCCUUGCACAGCUGCACCCCCUCAUCUCGCCGAAAAGAUCAGACAUCCGGCCGGGCCGGGUCCCGGAGUGAUCGGGUCUUCUUUGUUUCCCGCUUCGGGGUUCUUGCGUCGUUACGCCAUUAUUUCGGGCUAG
Messenger RNA from Penicillium macrosclerotiorum, 237 nucleotides. RefSeq lists its product as uncharacterized. The record is from RefSeq and is a predicted model, not a curated record. Bases 1 to 237 code for a protein of 78 amino acids. NCBI's taxonomy places the organism in Eukaryota, Fungi, Ascomycota, Eurotiomycetes, Eurotiales, Aspergillaceae. The transcript is spliced from 3 exons.